Messenger RNA from Enterobius vermicularis (human pinworm), 1797 nucleotides. The record is from the annotation of a GenBank genome assembly. Lineage: Eukaryota; Metazoa; Nematoda; Chromadorea; Rhabditida; Oxyuridae.
AUGAAUCGAAGUCUUCGCUCACGGCUGUCCUUGACGAAGCCGGGCUUCUCUGGUAUUACUCUUGCGUUUCUUUUAACUUCUAAUUUUAUACUCUUUCCUCUAAAUUACUGUAGUAAAAAUCUAAAACUAAUCCAACCUUUUGAACUUAAUUUUAACUAUGAGCAGAAAAUGCGCGCACUUUUAAAGUUGCGCGAAGCUUCGGACGUGAUUUAUGCUGAUGAAAAAGAUUUUGUUGCAAUUGGUAUGACGCGUCCGGAACAGAAACGUUUACGUGCAGCAUAUUACAGGUUGUACCCUCGUGCCACCAUCAUGGGUAAACUGAAAAAGAAAUUUUUGGGAACACCAAGUACGUUUUUACGAAUUUACAAUAAUGAUGAUCAGCACGUAAUACCUUUGGAGAGGAUUGAAUUGAAUAAAGAACUUGGUAAAGGAGAAUUCGGGUCGGUCUAUCAAGCAGUUUGGAACAGUAGUAGUGGCGAAAGGAUCCAGGUUGCUGUAAAAUGUGUUUCCCCUUUGAAGAUGCUAGCAAAUUCAAGCAAUUUUCUCCAGGAAGCAGCUAUUAUGCAUAAAAUGAGGCAUGACUUUGUCGUGCGCCUAUAUGGCGUCGUACUUGACACCAAAACUGUUAUGCUGGUUUCUGAACUAGCGCCCUGUGGUUCGUUGCUAGAAUGCUUACGAAAUCCAAGUUUAAAGGAAACAUUUUUCAUUGACACUCUUUGCGAGUUUUGCAGUCAAAUUGCAUCAGGCAUGAAAUAUCUAGCCAGUAAACGACUUAUUCAUCGUGAUCUUGCGGCGCGGAAUAUUCUCGUUUUUUCACCAAACAAAGUGAAAAUUGCUGAUUUCGGCUUGAGUCGAUUGCUUGGUGUAGGUGAGUAUUAUUAUCGAGGAGAUUUGACUGAAGGAAUGAAGCUACCUAUUGCAUGGUGUGCUCCAGAAAGCAUAAAUUUUUUGAGGUUUACUUCAGCCAGUGAUGUUUGGUCAUUUGGUGUAACUUUGUUUGAACUGUUUUCGUAUGGCCAAACACCAUGGGCCGGCUUAACGGGUACUGAGAUUUUAUGUGCAGUUGACUGUACUCGCAAUGAACGUCUACCAUGUCCAGAAUUAUGUCCUUCUGAUUAUUAUAAACUGAUGCAUCAGUGUUGGGCUUACAAACCUGAAGAUCGACCCACUUUUAGUGAAAUUUUGGAACAGUUGAAUGAUAUUUCUCCUCAGUCAGUCCUCACUGUUGCGGUCUGUGAUGACGGUGUUAUUGAUCAUCUGCAGUAUGCCACUAAAGAAGUGAUUGUGGUUCUGGAUAAGCAACCCUCAGCAUAUCCCGAUGGAUAUUAUUGGAUGGGAUGUACUCGCGAUGGUCGGAAAGGUCUUUUUCGUCCAGCAAAUACUGUGGCGCGUUUGGGAGCUGAAAAUCCUUGUGGAAACUCGUUUAGUAUUGAUAACAUGUUGCGGAAUGGGAACUCAAAUGAUAAAAGUGAGAGAGAAAAAGAUAAGAAAAAAAAGAAAAAGGUGGUAAUCAGCGAACCUCAGAACGACUUACGGCAUACUUGUCAUAUUGGUAUUGAUGGAUCGUCUUUUGGAGUAUUACCAGUACCGGUAUCGUGUUUUGCAUUGGGCCUGCAAUUUCUUUUUGUUGGUCGAGAACAUAAAAAGGCAACCAAGAUACUUAAUCAAGAACGCAGUAAGGAAAUGGAUUUACUGAAUCAUUUAUCCUCAAGUGGCAAAGAAGAAAACGAAAAGCUUUCUAGAAGUUUCAGGUACUUCUGUAGCCAAAAGCUUACAAUGUUUUUCUUUUUUUUUUAA